AGGAAAAUAAAGCGCCGCCCAACGAAACCGACAAGAACUUGGAGAAGGAAUAUAUAUACAGCGAAAAGAAAAAUGACUUUCAGAGAAAGAUUAUUCAACUGUAUAAAAAUAAUGUUGUCGAAGUAUCUGCGCUACCAAUACAACCGGAGCUGACCAUGACAACUAUCAACGAGGUAUAUGUUGAUCCAUGGCUAACUGUAAAAGAACAUAAGUAUUCAAAGGAGGAAACGGAAGUUACAAUUUCAAUGCCUGAAAUAUUCCGACAACAAUGUAGGAGAAUAAAGACCAUAUACGUAGUAGGAGAAGCCGGGUCGGGAAAAAGUUAUUUCUGUAAGAGUCUAGUACAUAGCUGGUGCCUUGCACACUCUACUCAUAAAACGAUAUUAAAAGAUAAGCUAGGUAUAAUAGAAGAAAUGGAAAAUUUUGAAUUCUUGUUUUACAUUACCUUGAGACAUAACACUGACUGCGACAGUGUUCACAGGAUGUUGAGCAAACAGUAUAGCGACCAAAUUCUUGAUACCAUCCUUUCAAACGAACCGGAAAACUGCCUCAUUAUACUAGACGGUUUGGAUGAAUGGUCACAAGAGAAGCAAGACUCACAAUUUCAGACUAAAGGACUGCCUACGCGAGAUCUAAGAAAGGGGUACACAGUAUUAACAACGUCUAGGCCAUGGAAAUUUCACUCGCUGAAUAUACGUGAAAAUGAAGUUCAUUUGAAAGUUGAUCUUAAAGGUAUACAUCAGGAUUCUAUCAAAAUAAUGACCACUUAAUCGAUCCAAAUUUUGAACACAUUGACAAAGAAGAAUAAAAGUGAAGUAGAUUUUGAAGAACGAUUAAACAAAUGCUCUGUUUCCAGUAUAACCCAUAUACCAAUAAUUUUGCAACAGCUGAUAUGUCUUUGGUUUAAUGAUAAAUUUCAAGAAACAUUAAUGAUUGCCACGUAUACCAAUAUCCUGGAACUUAUUUUACAAUGGACAAAAACCAGAAGCUACGGAGACCACGAGCUUGACAAUAUUAGAGAACAGUCGAAAUCUUCGACGCAAGAGGAGUUGCCAGAGUAUUUGAACAAAUAUGAAUUAUGUAAUGACUACAGUUAUGCAAUACACCACUUAUCGCGAUUAGCUUUUGAAACUCUCUUUGGAAAGGUUAAAGAUCAGUCAUUGACGUUUAGAGAUGCGACGCUUCAGAAACAUAAGAUACCCGAUACCGUGACUAACUUUGGGUUGAAAACAGGAAUUUUAGUUCAAGACAAGAGGAUAAGUUUGUGUGAAUUGAGCAGCCCUGUCCGCUCAACAUAUUCAUUUCUCCAUAAGUCAGUGCAAGAAUACCUAGCAGCGGUAUAUAUUGCAACGGAAUUCGAAAGAAUGACCGAAACUCCACUAGCAGAAAAAUGCAAACGAUGUGCUAUGAAAUACCUUGCGACGUAUAGAUCCAUCGAAGACAUUUUUGACAAAUUAAAUGUAUUAGUUAUGCUUUGUGGCUUAGAACCUUGUCUGAUAUCUCGCAUUACUAAGUAUAUCUACAUCAUUGUUAAUCUGGACCAACGUUUAUCGAAUUACAGGCAUUUGCAACCCGCCUUUCAUUUAGAAAGUAUGUUUAAGCCGUUAGAAAUUUGGAAUGGUUGCAACUUGUAUGAAAAACUUCAGGAGUGUAUUGACAACUGUAUCAAAGAAUGUAAUUGCAAACCGUUAAAAUCCAGUAUUCACAUAAGAGAUAUUACUUCAAAUGACUUAUUGAUCGACAGGAACCUGUUUGGUUUUGAUGAACAGAUUGUCUGUGCAGACAAUGUCAAGUCUAUAAGCAUUCAUCUAUCCUGUUACGAAGUGAAAAACUUUCCAAACUUUCCAACCAAAUAUCGUGUUGACGCUGACACAAUAUAUCAAGUAUUGAAACGUCUUACAGAAUUCGAAAAAUUGAAAGCCAUAGCGUGUUUUAUAUUUAGCCAAUUCCAAAACGAGACAAUUAGGAAACAGCAUGAUGAUAAGGUUGCUGAAAUUCUGGUAAAAAAUUCAUCAACCCUUGAAAGUGUGUUUUUGCAUGCUUGCGGAAGACUUGCCAAAUAUUUUGUGACAGUUCUUCCUGAAAUGCAUACUAUUACUACUCUAAGUUUUGCGGAUCCCUCGCUCAGUCUCAGUCAUGACGAUUGUUGUACUUUGAGCAACAUACUAACGGACUUUGUACAGCUGCAGCAGCUAUCGCUCUCGGUAAAUUGUAGCAGGUGUCGUCAGCACAAAAUUGACUUGUCGAAGCAUGGAAUGCUCCAAUAUGUCGAAAUACGUGGGAGCUUCUUUGCAAGCAGUUUAAACACCAAUUUUCUUGAAAUAUGUUCGUUAUCAGUUAAUAUUCUCAACGUCAAACACGUGUGUAAUGGUCUAACAAAAGCAGGGAAACUGAGAAACAUCAUACUGGUGAGUGAUGGGACUGAUUCUAUGAUAAACAGACAAAUGGUUAUGUUGUUGCCAUAUUUGACCAGUCCUAUCACUCUUUGCUUAGACAACUUCACUUUUACUGACACUGUCAUUGCACAUCCAUCUGAUAUGAAAAAUCUUAAAGAGAUUGAACUUAUGAAUGUCAGAAUGAAUCUUAGAGUCUGGUGCAAGUUUAUAGACAGUCUUCUUGAAAUUCCACAUGCUGUUCGGGUAUACACAAGCGGCAUACUUAUUACAGAGUUAAAGAACGAGUGUGUGGCUUUGAGUGCUAAAGAAGCAGCUCAUCGAUAUGUUAAAGAGAAAAUACCAUUCUACCGUCCACCAGAAAAUUUGAGAGAGUUUCGCUUUUGCUCAAAGGAAUUUUGAAUUGGACAUUUUUAAAUGUUGCUGUAUACUAACUGUACCAUUUUAAAACACUAAAUACAUGCAUUUUGUAACCUCUUAGGUUAUCUUUGUUACUGACGGACAGAUACUCUAACAUUGAGGUCAAAAGUCAAAAUAAGGCAUAUGUUAUGGCCGCACUUUGAAAUGUUCUUUCCAGUUAUGGCGCAUUUUUAAUUGAUCUGAAUCCUAUAAAUCAUCAUAACCGUUUUAUGUAAAUCAGUGUUAGAAAGCUUUUCCAGCAGAGAAAGUAGACUAUUCACUGGACAACGGGCAACUUCUAUUUCUAUUGUAUUGAGUGUUUUCAUGGAAGUAAAACAGUGAGUGAAAACGUCUUAAUAAAGACUAACUGAAUAUUGCUUGGAACAACAAGUUUAAUCCUAAUUUAUAAAACGUGUAUUUUCGCAUUUAAACAAUUAAAACACAGCAACUUAUUAAGCUGUAAACAACAAGAAGAAAAAAACAGAUUUGUAAAAAAAAAGGAGAUAUGACAGUCUGUUGUAAAAAUUACAAUACCAUUUGGUAUAAAAAAAUGUCAAUCGCUACGCUCCGUUUAUGUGUAAUAAUCAUUUAUUCCAAAUAUAAUGAUUUAAAGGUCCAAUACUAAGGAAAGUGAACAUUUUAAUUUCUUUUAAAAAGCACAGAAACUGUUUCAUUUUAUUGGAAAAUGAAAGUUGGUAUGUAGAAAUUCGAAAUAAAUCGCAGUAUAUGUACAAUUAUUUUUCUAUUAAGUAUUAAGAAAGUUAAAAAGACCUGGGGGGGGGGUCAUUCUGUCGAUUCAUUGAAAUUUCAACAUAAUACACAUACAUUUCUUUGAGUUUCAAAGACCUUCUGUAAAUUUUGACCUGCCAAUCUUCAUUAUUUAGUGUCUUGCAGAAGUCUAUGCACUGGCUAUGAAAAAAAUUGCCAACUCACUUUCCCUUAAUAAUGGACCUUUAAAUUAGUUGAAAUUUAAGAAAAUAAAGAAAAAGUGUUAUGGUUGAAAAUCUCUGCUGUAAUGCUCAUUAAUACAAAUUUCAUUUAGUUAUAUUUGACGGUUUAAGCAUAAUACAAAAAAGAAAUUAUAAAAAAAAGAAAGACGGGCGAACCGCCGUACAAAACAGAAACUGUUUGCUAAACAUUAAAUAGCACAGUGUAAACUACCUUGAUUAAAUACACUAAACAAUACUGUGAAUGAGGACAAAAAACACUGCCCGAGUUAGUAACUCAGUGUGGCCUGUACAAUUGCUCAUCUGUUAUUCUUAGUGGUGUACAGCGAAGAACUUAAACAUUUUAUAUUGCUAUAAUGAGUAAACAAAUGCACGUGUAGUCCAUAUAGCAACAACAAAAGAGUGAAAAAAGAGGAUAUGUUUGUCGGCACAACUGGCACGAAUGGCUGAACCUAACACUGGACUGGGCCCACUCUGAUAUGGCACUUGAGGACCACUAGCUGUAUUUAGUUCCUCUACAAGGUCUGAAAUAUAUAUGUUCAAAAUAUUUGUAGCAAGCAGCACAAGAAAUGCUUCUAAUAAACAGUUGAAAUUAUUCAGGAUAUUUUUGCUAAAUAAAAUUGUUUUGCAUUUAAUACAAAAUAUUAGCAUGCGUUAUGAUAAAUCCUCCUUGAUAAAACUUGAAGCCCAUCUAUGGAUUAGAAUACUAGACAGACGAUGAUUUAGAAAACCACCAAAACAUAGUAAAGUUUAAGAGAUACUUGUAAUAUUUAUCCACACAAGAGUCCUGGCGUCAAUUCAAUAUAUCUAUACUAUAGAACGCCACUUAUGCCGCUGUUCGGGGGCGUGAUGUGAAUCGCACAUUUAGUUGCUUUUCGUGCGUGAACAGACUGCACACUUUAUCCAUAAAUUCAUUGUAUUUUCCAUAUCCAGUUAUGAGAGAAUAAACAGCUUCUCUUGCCCCAAUUAUCUAAAAGAAGGAGCGGUGGUUUAGUGGUUAAUGUGUCUGCCGCUUAACCGUUAGGUCGUGCGUUAAAGUCUCACUGGGGACACUACCAUGCCUUCUUAUGUGAUGUUAAUAUUCGCUUUUCGUGGAAUAGGACUUGAGACUCAUUCAAAUUUUGUCGUACAAAUAUUCUUUCUUUCCUUGCUCGUAUUUUUAAUCCCAUAUUAAAAUGACGAUUAUAAGGUUUCAAAUAUUGAGGUAGCCAUUUACAUGUACCAUUUACCAUUACUUUUAUUUAUUUUAAUUUAUAUCAAGUGAUAUCUGAUGAACCAACGACUAUUUAGAAAUCUAUAGUUCGUUCAUGUUUAUUUGCUGUGUUGUUUCAGG
Molecule: messenger RNA, 5072 nt
Organism: Mercenaria mercenaria
Lineage: Eukaryota; Metazoa; Mollusca; Bivalvia; Venerida; Veneridae
Exons: 2
Coding region: 930-2795 (621 amino acids)
Source: RefSeq, a predicted model, not a curated record